AUGGUCCAGGGCAUCGCGCUCGGGCUCGCCUACCUGCACUGCGACCUCAAGUCGUCCAACGUGCUGAUCGACAAGGCUUGGAAUGCCAAGCUCGCUGUCUUUGGGCCGGCGCACAUCAAGCAGGGAGAACGAGACCAGACCACAAGAGGAAGCGGUGGGGUGGGGCCAGGGGCAGGCCAGCCCGUCUUCACCUUUGGCCUCCCCUGGGGCGGCGGCAUCCGUCGCUUCGUGGUGCCCCCCGCGCCGCUCAAGUCGGGGCACUACUCGAGUAGUGGCGGCAAGGCCCGCAAUCACCAACCCUUGCCGCACGCAAGUGACGCGAUGCAGCCGCAGCCACCAGCAUUCGUGGGCCUGUCCCGCAGCGACGGCUCGUGCGACAUACACCACUUCAAGGUGCUGCAGGUGGAGGCCUCGUCGGUGUGGGUGGACUUCCUGGCGGUGCCCGUGGUGCCCGACCCGACGUCAACUGCGGCCGCUGCGCCACCACCCACAUCGGGCACCGAGAGCGACGGCGGUGGCGCGGUGCCUCUCGAGCAGCAGGGACCGGCCGGCCCGGGGCGACGGGCGCCGAGGGCGACAGUGGUGGUGUCGCUGCACGAGCGCGAGGGCGACGAGGUCGAGGUCAAGGCCUGGGAGCUGCGCCAUGUCGUGGUGCGCGGCGACCAGGCCCGGAAGAAGGCGCCAACGUCACAGCACCACCACCAGCAUGCCUGCGAGUGGAAGGCGAUCGAGGUCGAGGUCGAGGUGCCGCUGCGGUUGGAGAAGACGCUGGACCACUGGCGACAGGCUGCCGCCUCGGUCGCCGCCAGCACCACCACGUCAUCGUCGUCUUCUUCGUCUUCAUCAUCUUCCCCGCCAUCAAAGCCAACGAGCGCGCUGUCGGGAGCCGCCGUGGGCGUUGGUGGUGAAGGAGGCUCGUUUUCGUAUCUGCACGCGGCCAAGGGCCGAAAAGACGGCGACGAAGAGGACGACGACGAUUAUCAGCCACCAACAGCGGGGCGACGUACGAGCGUGAUGCCGCUGCCCAACCCCACCGAGGCACACGUCGCCUCGGACGGCGCGCGGAUGGUGGUCGCGGCCAAGGGCGUGGCCGAGAUCUGCGUGUGGAGCGCUGCCCUCCACACCGUCACGCUCGGCAAGACGCGCCGUCGGCAGCUGCGAUUGACGUUCGAGCGGCUGCUGUCGUACCCCGGGAUGGAGGUGACCUGCCUGGCGCUCGUGCCGUCGUCGGGCGCUACGGUGGUGGCCGGCACCGAGCACGGGCUCGUGAUGCACCAUCUGGACAGGAGCGACACCAAUCAGGCCUGGAGCGUCCUCGCGCUCGAACCCGCGACCAGCGCGACCAGCGCAACCAGCAUCACCGCCAUCUACCCGAUCGAGCGCAGGUCCGAGAGUGUCACGUUCUCGUGCCUCGACAGUCAGGGGAGCCUCUUCCUCGUCACGCUAUGGGCGACGACCGCGGAGGGCGCGGAUCCCAUCGCGCGGGUCGUCCGUCUGAUGGUGCCCUUCAAGCUCAACCGCUACCUCCUCACCGUCCUCCCGCCCGACGACCAUCUCGAGAACGGCGCGCUCAUCUUCGCGACGGGCCAGUGUAGCAUUUACCUGUGCACGUUCCACGGCGUCCUGGAGCACACCCGGCAGAGGCCGCAGCUCGAGGCGCGCAGCGGUGACGAGGACACGACCAAGCAGGUGUGGGGCAAGCCGCUGCAGCUGCCCCUGACGCGGGCCAUCCUGAGCGACAGUCCAGUGGUCACGCUCGCGGCGUCGGCGCCCUUCCACGCCCAGGAGGUGGACGUACUCGACACGGUGUGCCUCUACGUCGCGACCGUCGCCGGCGCCAAGCUCUACAUCGUGUGA
Acanthamoeba castellanii str. Neff is the source of this 1857-nucleotide messenger RNA. RefSeq lists its product as uncharacterized. The record is from RefSeq and is a predicted model, not a curated record. NCBI's taxonomy places the organism in Eukaryota, Discosea, Longamoebia, Acanthamoebidae. The coding region runs from base 1 to 1857 and encodes 618 amino acids. The transcript has 8 exons.